UUCGUGGAACAAGAAGAUCAAAGACCAACCUGGAGAAUUGUUUUGGAUGCCCUCAGAGAUCCACUCAUCAAUAACCCUCGCUUAGCCGAAAGGAUCGAAAAACGUCUCAGUGGAGUAUCUCCUAUACAGCAGGGUUUAAGGAAUGCUUCAGAUGCUGUGUUGCAGCCAUAUAAUGCAGAAGAAGUACAUCGCCGACUAUGUGAUAUGAAGUCAAAAUUU
Messenger RNA from Geodia barretti, 219 nucleotides. NCBI's taxonomy places the organism in Eukaryota, Metazoa, Porifera, Demospongiae, Tetractinellida, Geodiidae. The record is from the annotation of a GenBank genome assembly.